This is a messenger RNA of Fusarium graminearum PH-1, 1338 nucleotides long. RefSeq lists its product as uncharacterized. Lineage: Eukaryota; Fungi; Ascomycota; Sordariomycetes; Hypocreales; Nectriaceae. The record is from RefSeq and is a predicted model, not a curated record. The coding region runs from base 1 to 1338 and encodes 445 amino acids. The transcript is spliced from 3 exons.
AUGACGAACCUGGGCUACGAAGUCCCUUUUUGGGCGGAUCUUGAUGCUUGUGAACGUGCAGUUGUCAACGAAAAGCCGAGUCCUUUAAGAGUUACGAGGUACAAUGAGAACCUUCAACAAGACAUACGAUAUGCAGAGAAUCGAUACAAUCACAAUAGUAUGAAGUACAGCCAAAGCUUCCAAGGAGAUGGGUCGCUCACAAUUCCCAAGAGACGAAAUGUUGAAGCGCAAACGAUAGCCGCAGGGAAAGAGAAUGUGAGGACGCCUCAAUACAACCAGACAUUGAGCACUCCAAGCAGUCGAAACAUGUAUACGCCCGGGUAUUGGGCACAAUGCAAUAGCCCGCCUCGACUUUUGGGAGUCACGCCUUCGCCUCAGCUAUCAGUCAAGAAAAAAAGACAAGCGCACACACACGUAAGGAUGCAGCCUGAACGGAAUCGCUCGCUGUCACCCUUCUCAAUCAAUACUUUGCCGGCGGCAUACGAGAUGCGACGUCCUGGAAAGGCUCGUCCCCCAUUGACCAACCUAUAUGACCGAGAUUAUAUGCACAAAGAAGAAUCACUGCUUGUAUCUAAUGCAACAGGCUGGAUUGGGUAUCCUUUGCCCCCUGACAACAAUCAGCAACUACCGCCGAUCAACCGCCUCACCACUCUACCACGUCAGAAGACAGUUCCGUGCGUGGCACCAAAUAUCAACAUCACACCGGAAGUAACUGCUAUCGAGGCGGGGUGUAAUAUCUUUUGGGUAGCUAUUGAAGUAUCCGCUACUCCUUGGUGCGCACCAGAAACGAAAAGCCAGCCAGGCGCCCGUUGGGAGCGAUCUGACCUAUUCAUGAAUCUGGCUGGUUUAACUCAGAAAGACCUCGAGUUUGAUAACCGAUCUGAGUCUAGCGGCCUUCAUAAUUUGAAUGUCCAAAUCCUACCAACAGAACAGUCAUCGAUCAUUCGCAUCCUGCAGGAGCAACCUUUUCCCCUUGACCGUCUGGAAUCUGGAUCCAGUAUCUUCCUUCUGGUUAAAGUGAGAGCCCAUGCCGCCAAGGACAUGCAGAAAGAGAGGCGAGAAUGCCCACAACAAGAGAUAGACAAUCUGAUAGAAGCACUUGAACAGGAGCUUGGUGACUCUACCAUAAGCUAUAUGACAGUGAAGUUAUCAUAUCGCCUUUCGGCAUUUCCCGAAUGGCAGGAUGUUGGUAGCGCGAGCGAUGGGAUGUUCAGCACACACAGCAAGAUCGAGACAGUAGUCACGGCCUCUGUGAAACUGCAUAAUGCUAUGUCGCUUUGGUCACCUCCGCCGGCAUUGAAGCCCAACCCAUUGCUUCCUUUGAUCCAGAGACACUAG